This is a messenger RNA of Cercocebus atys (sooty mangabey), 990 nucleotides long. It is a transcript of the gene UTP11, whose product is annotated as UTP11-like, U3 small nucleolar ribonucleoprotein (yeast). The transcript is spliced from 8 exons. The record is from RefSeq and is a predicted model, not a curated record. Gene Ontology annotation, cellular component: small-subunit processome; nucleolus. Gene Ontology annotation, biological process: rRNA processing. NCBI's taxonomy places the organism in Eukaryota, Metazoa, Chordata, Mammalia, Primates, Cercopithecidae. The coding region runs from base 108 to 818 and encodes 236 amino acids.
UAAACCACGGGGGGCUAGGCCUGUUUCCGGUAGGAAUUAGUGGAUUCGGCGGCAGAGGCAGUGCGGAUCCGGCGUUGUCCAGUGAGUUUUUCCAAGGCUGCAUAGAGAUGGCGGCGGCUUUUCGAAAGGCGGCUAAGUCCCGGCAGCGGGAACACCGAGAGCGAAGCCAGCCUGGCUUUCGAAAACAUCUGGGCUUGCUGGAGAAAAAGAAAGAUUAUAAACUUCGUGCAGAUGACUACCGUAAAAAACAGGAAUACCUCAGAGCUCUCCGUAAGAAGGCUCUUGAAAAAAAUCCAGAUGAAUUCUACUACAAAAUGACUCGGGUUAAACUCCAGGAUGGAGUACAUAUUAUUAAGGAGACUAAGGAAGAAGUAACCCCAGAACAACUAAAGCUGAUGAGAACUCAGGACGUCAAAUAUAUAGAAAUGAAGAGGGUUGCAGAAGCUAAGAAAAUUGAAAGACUAAAUCAGAGCCUCCAUCUGCUGGAUUUUCCAGGGGAAAGCAACAGAACAAGCAAUGUGUCUUUUUUUGACACCAAGAAAAAGCGGGAAGGAAUAAAUGUGGUUGAAAGGUUUCGUGGGGUUGGGACAGGAAAGGAUGUCACCAACAGGACUGGACUUAAGCGAAUAGCUAAAGAAAGGCAAAAGCAAUAUAACUGCUUGACACAGCGGAUUGAACGAGAGAAGAAAUUGUUCGUUAUUGCUCAGAAAAUUCAAACACGCAAAGAUCUUAUGGAUAAAACUCAGAAAGUGAAGGUGAAGAAAGAAACGGUGAACUCGCCAGCUAUUUAUAAAUUUCAGAGUCGUCGAAAACGUUGACAUGUUAUAGAUAAGCCUUGUCAUUCUGCAUCUAAAAUCUGUUGUCUUUUUCUAGUAACUUCAAAUUCCAUUAGUCCAAAUGGCAUGGUUUGUAACCAUAACUAAAUUGUCAGUCUGACAUUUAAUGUCUUUCUAUGGACAACAUUAAAUCUCCCUCUCUUCUGUAAUUGUU